Molecule: messenger RNA, 771 nt
Organism: Penicillium egyptiacum
Lineage: Eukaryota; Fungi; Ascomycota; Eurotiomycetes; Eurotiales; Aspergillaceae
Source: the annotation of a GenBank genome assembly
AUGGCUACCAACCCUAACAAGAAAGCCGUCAUUGUCGGUGGUACGCACGGCAUCGGUCUUGCAACUGCCCAAUUGCUGCUUCAACAAGAUAUUCGAGUCUUGGUAACGGGACGGAGUUCUCAGCCUAUUGAAUCCGCAAAACAAGAACUUGGAGGCAGAGCCCACGUUGUACCAUGCGACAUCAGUUCACUAAAGGGCAUUGCCGAGUUGACGCGCCAGGUGGAAUCGUACUUCGGGCCCGGUCAACAGAUCGAUCUUCUCUUCAUCAACGCCGGCUACGCCCACCUCGAUCCUUUCACCGACGUUACGGAAGAGACUUUCUGCCGGACCUUCAAUACCAACGUACUCGGCGCAUUUUUCGUCGCGCAGAGUCUGGUCCCUUCUGUUCGCCAGGGCGGAGCGAUCGUCUUCACCACCUCCGUGGCCAACAAGACCGGUAUCCCUGGAAUGUCCGUUUAUUCGGCGUCGAAGGCUGCGGUGCACUCCCUCGUGCAGACGCUAGCAGCCGAGCUGGUGGACCGGAAUAUUCGGGUUAAUGCUGUUUCGCCCGGCUUCAUCAAGACACCCACUAUGGGUGUAGCAGGAACGCCGUCAGAGGUGCUGGCCGCGUUUGAGGAAGAAGGCGUGCGAACGACCCCGUUAGGCAGGAUUGGUAAUCCAGAGGAAGUUGCAAAAGCUGUUAUGUUUUUGGCAUUUGACGCAACCUUUACCACGGGGGCAGAACUAGUCAUCGAUGGAGGAUUGACUUCAUUGCAGAAGCCUAGUCACUAG